Molecule: messenger RNA, 3769 nt
Organism: Myxocyprinus asiaticus (Chinese sucker)
Lineage: Eukaryota; Metazoa; Chordata; Actinopteri; Cypriniformes; Catostomidae
Product: LIM/homeobox protein Lhx4-like
Exons: 6
Coding region: 182-1357 (391 amino acids)
Biological process (GO): neuron differentiation; regulation of transcription by RNA polymerase II
Cellular component (GO): nucleus
Molecular function (GO): DNA-binding transcription factor activity, RNA polymerase II-specific; RNA polymerase II transcription regulatory region sequence-specific DNA binding
Source: RefSeq, a predicted model, not a curated record
GCCCGAACUCACGAGCGAGCCCCCGACAAUUUUAUAAGGAUAACCACAGGCGCGAGGACCGUGAAAGGACUCUAUUCGGGGAGAAAACGACUUUUUAAAAAUUCGUAUUAUUGUAUACACACCGGAGAUUGUCAGACCUCCGUGCCGGGAGCGUGUGCAUGUGUGCAUUUUAUCAGACUGGAUGAAAAUGAUGCAAAGUGCGGCUGUGUUGCCCAGCGAGAGUGCGGUGAAGGGUCUGCCGGACAUUCUCGGAGUGUCACUGCAACAGAUUCCCCAGUGUGCAGGCUGCAGUCAACACAUCCUGGAUAAGUUUAUUUUGAAGGUUUUGGAUCGUCAUUGGCACUCGAAGUGUCUCAAGUGCGCCGACUGUCACGCGCUCCUGGCAGACAAGUGUUUCUCGCGCGCGGGGAAUGUCUACUGCAAAGAAGAUUUCUUCAAGCGUUUCGGGACAAAAUGUGCAUCGUGUCAGCAGGGGAUCCCUCCGACACAGGUGGUUCGGAAAGCUCAAGACUUUGUGUACCACCUCCACUGCUUUGCCUGUGUAAUGUGCAGCAGACAGCUGGCCACCGGAGAUGAGUUCUACCUCAUGGAGGACGGGAGGCUCGUGUGCAAGGAGGACUAUGAAACAGCUAAACAAAACGAUGAUUCGGAGACAGGAGCAAAACGUCCACGGACCACCAUCACAGCCAAACAGCUGGAGACACUCAAAAGUGCUUACAAAAAUUCACCGAAGCCAGCACGACAUGUGCGCGAGCAGCUCUCAUCAGAAACUGGUCUGGACAUGAGAGUGGUUCAGGUGUGGUUUCAAAACAGGCGAGCAAAAGAGAAACGUCUAAAGAAGGACGCAGGGCGACACCGCUGGGGCCAGUUCUACAAAAGUGUCAAACGCAGUCGAGGGUCCAGUAAGACAGAGAAGGAGAGUUCGGCUGAUGAUGCAGGACUCAGUGAUAGUGAGCUUAGUUUCAGAGAAGACCAGAUCUUGUCUGACCUGGGGCAUGCAAACGGCUUGUACGGAAGCAUAGGAGACGUCACAAAUGGCAACAUGCUCAAUGGGAGCUUUUCCCUGGAGGGGGGCGGACAGCCUUACCACGACUUGCGGGCAGGAAGUCCCUACGGCCUGCCACAGUCCCCCUCAUCCAUCACCUCCCUACCAGGCCACACCCCGCUGCUCAACAACUUAGGCUUCAACAUAGAUGGCAUAAUGGGUCAGGGCGGUCAGCCUAAUGUAGGUCAAGCUCUGAGAGCCAUGACCGGGGGACCCACCUCUGACCUUUCAACAGGCAGCAGCACGGGGUACCCAGACUUCCCCACAAGCCCGGCUUCAUGGCUUGAUGAAAUGGACCACUCCCAGUUCUGAGGUCAAAGGUUAAAGGUCAUAAUGGCAAGUGUGGUCCUAAGGACAUCAUUAUAUAGACAACAAACUGGCAAUGUUUGUGUGACAAGGGUAUUCGGUAUGCACCAAUAUUAAUUCAUACAGCCGUCUUAAACGUUGCCCACUUUAACAUGGCGGCAUGACUUUGGUCCUGCUGAAUGGCACACUUAUAUAACAACCGAGCAACCUGCCAUGGAAUGUCUGCGCUGUAUUAUAAUUUUGUAAUUCAUAUUUUUUUAUUUGUUCUCAAAACUGGAUUGGACGAUUUCCAGCAUGAAAUGACAUGCAGCUGAGAAUAGCGUUGAACUUCAAACCCCAAAACUCCCCCUUCAGCAAUACUGGGAAAAACAAUCAAGAUCAACCACGUUUUUCAGAAUGUAGGGUUCGUGCAUGUUUCUGAAUGAGGAAGAGAGCCGUCCACGUUAAGAACCUUUAAAAUGGCAACGCACUUUAUGUUCCUCCUCGACUGCACACGGCAGGCUGAACACAGAAAGAGAGGAGUGCACCAAGCAAGGAGAGAUAUUUAAACAAGUGGCACAAGUGUAUCUUUCCUACUUACAAGGGUUUGGGAUUUUCAUGGUUUUUAAUGACUCUUCAUGACCCUUCACAUUAGCAGCAUCAGAACAAUAGAUCCAGAUUAUUUUUCAAUAAAGAUAAAUCCGCAUGCACUGCUCUGAAUUUUCAUAGAUAUUUCUCUGGCAAUGGCCAGUGUCAGUUCUAUGCUUUUUCAUUACAUAUAUGGCCUGCCUAUUCAGGAAAAAGAGGGUUGACUCAACGAUGAAACAAAUGUUCAUGGAAUUUAAAAUUCAAUUUAUGCUAUUACACCGUGUCCUAAACCAGACAAUGAUGCAAUAUUAUUCCAGCAACAAAAGCAAUUUGUCUGUCAACACUGAACGCGAAACUGCUGCGCAAAUACAACGCAAUCUUUUAAUGUACAGUUAUGAGGUGCAGGAUUUGAACAAAUGAAAUUUUACAGUGGGUGGAGCUACCCAGCAUGACAUAGCUGAAAUAAAAAGCCAAACAGCUACAAAAAUGUCCUGUUGCGGCUAGUUAGAACAAAAACUCAGAUUUUCUGCCCAGUGGUUGAAUUGUGAUUUUAUUUUGUUUACAUAUUGUUGCUUUAUCACAUCAUGGCUGGUAAGAACACGGUGUUAGAACACAUUUGAACACAUUAUUUCCAACAAUGUUAAAUUCGGUUGUCAGUUCUUUGUUAGAACCAUCAAAAUACCUGUUUCUUAAUGCCAUUAGAGAAAACACACCGAUAUCACAGAUAUAUUAGAAUACAAGUUAUUUUAGGGCAGAUAAUAGCAGUGGAUUUUGUGACCCUUGAGGUUUUGUUAAGAGUUUCAGACAGCAGUAUCUUAAUGGCCUGACCAUGAUUAUUACCAAGCAAAACGUGUGAAAAGGAAAAUUUAAAUACUCUGUAUUUUUUAUUAUUUGACAAAAGAACAACUUAUUUAAGCAACUACUGUGAGGGUUUUAAUGUUAUUUAUUUCUGUCAUGGGUACAAUGUCAGUAUUAUGAAUAGGUGGAUUAUGGGAUGACAGUGAGUGAUCAAAUAUUACUUGGUCACAUAAAACUGGUGAUACAAUUGUAAACAUGAGGAAAAAAAAUUAAUUCUGAUUAAAGAUGACAGCUACAUUGAAAGUAGCAUCUGCUGAAAUAAGCUAACAAAGAGCAACAUGAAAAAGAAAAAUAACUAUUCAAAAAUAAUGUUUUUGUUCUCGGUUGCCUCUAAACUACUGAGUCUCAAUGGCUGUAAAUUUUGUAAAGUCUCAAAAAGUGUCAACAGUCUUGUUUCAUGAGCACUAUUUAUUGCUAUGGAUCUUUGAGAAAAAAAAAAGAGCACUGAUUUAGUCCUAUAUGCCUUCUGUCCAAUGGUAUGAAUUGUGUACAGUCAAAUCUAUAUGGAGAAAUAAAGCCGAAUCGUCUUUGGGUUACUGCGACGUUCUUUUUUUCACUUGACGCCCUUUGAUGAUCUUUUGAAGAUGCCCUUCCAAACAAAUGCAUAAAUAAUGAUAAUGUUAAAAAUGCCCUAUUAGGAAAACAAAGUGCACUAUCUCAGGGUUUGUAAUCAUUACUAACUUAUUUGAUUUGAAGGAGUGCAACCUUUGGCCUCUAACAUCACUCAUUUAAAUGUUACAUCUCUAACUGAUAACUUUACAUGUCUACAUUUACAACAUUUACAAGCUCUCUCUGACACUGACAGCAACAAGUCUAAUGAUGUCAGCAUCUUUAUGAUGUCAUCUCAAUUACAUCAGUCAUUUUGUUUGGAAACAUGCGUGAAUGGAGUAUUAUGUGCUUAUGUUCAUAAAAUCAUCACAACAGGAAUAUUUGAAAACUUUACCAUGCCUAUGACCUUUUUACACAUUUAAAUAAUUGGUGGUGUUGUGCAUG